This is a messenger RNA of Hyalella azteca, 1910 nucleotides long. Its product is annotated as sulfotransferase 1C4. Gene Ontology annotation, cellular component: cytoplasm. Bases 493 to 1560 code for a protein of 355 amino acids. The transcript is spliced from 9 exons. Gene Ontology annotation, molecular function: sulfotransferase activity. The record is from RefSeq and is a predicted model, not a curated record. NCBI's taxonomy places the organism in Eukaryota, Metazoa, Arthropoda, Malacostraca, Amphipoda, Hyalellidae. Gene Ontology annotation, biological process: sulfation.
AAAUAAUUUUUAUUUGGGCUAAAACAGGUAUCAGCAAGUAACUUACCAACGCAAACUCUCAGCAAGAGCCGCACACUUCAGCCCAGUGAAAAUGUCGACCGGCGGUAGAGCGCACGGACCAAUGUCUGACAUAAUAAGUGGGAAAACCGCUAUGGGCCCAUGACCCGCAGUUUUUAAAAUAACCUAUUUACAUGGGAGAGAUGGUAGAUAGUGAAAUGUACAUGUAUAUUUAGAUCUAAGUAGAAAGAGGUUCAGUUUUAAGAUGUAUGCCAUGAGGUACAUUAACGCUUAAUUACUUAAAUCUAAGAGAAGGAACCAAUUAACAAUCAUGUUCUCGGCGAGGUUUGGAUACUUGACAUCAACCCAAACGAGAGAGUUAGAAUGACCCGUCCCUACAUAUGAACCGAGCAGGGAAGAGAUAUUAAAGUAAAUUGUUGAAGAUAAUUCAGUGUGUGACAAAUUAUACAGCGAAAUAUGUGAAUUGCAAGCGAAAUGUCCGACGAGCUUGACAGGCUAGAGCUGAGUGGAGGCAGGUAUGCGCUGGCGCUCUCAGCGGCCCAACAGAAGAAAUAUGUCGAAGACUUCACCGGAACGCGGAACAAAAUGUUUCGCAUCCAUCCCUGCGGAACUAUUGUAUGUGAAGGCUUCAAGUACAUCGAAAAAGAUGUUUAUAACUUCACGUUUCGCCCAGACGACGUGUUGGUGAUGUCAUAUCUCAAGUGCGGAACCACCUGGACGCAGGAGAUCAUCUGGAACAUGAUUUACAGCCCUAACCAGGAACACGCAGACACUGAUGAACCUUUAAUCACCAGGAGUCCCGUAAUUGAGGCUGACAUGUUUAUGAUGGAUGCGUUGAAAAAGGUGCCAAUCGACCACUUUCUCAAGGACCCCAUGUUCAGCCAUUACAGAACCCGCUGCCCAAAUCCGAAUCCAAAUCGUGGACUCCAUCUUCAGCUGGCGGAGUCUUACACUGAACGACGAGUUCUCAAAACUCAUCUGCCUUUCUCCUGCUACCAGCCUGGCCUUCUUGACAAGUGCAAGGUGAUAGUGUGCGUACGUCACCCAAAGGACGUGAUGUUGUCGUACCAACAUCACUGCCGCCUCAUCAAAACUCACGGAUUCAAGGGCACCCAGGACACUUUCAUCAAGUACUUCGUGGAAGAUUUGUUGGCAUGGGGGUCGUACGCACACUUGCUUCGUGAAGCGCUGGAGUUCAAGUCUCACCCUAACAUUCAUUUCAUCUAUUACGAGGACAUGAAGGCGGACAUUGAUACGGAGCUCCUCAAACUCAACGAAUUCCUGGGCUUGAAACUCAACAGCGAGCAGUUGAACAACGUGCAGCAACAGACGUGUUUCGAUAGUAUGCAGAAGCUGGACCCGUACCGAUUGAUGGUCUCUGAAGUUACGGACAAACAAGUUGCGGAAAAAGAUGGUCCCUUCAUUAGGCAAGGAAAAGCCGGUGGAUGGAAAGGCAAGCUGACUGCCGAGCAGGAAGAAAUUUUGGAUGACUACAUCUCAAAAAACUUCGCUGACCUCGACCUCAAAGUCCGAUACCUGUGAAGAUUUUUGAAUAAAAUAUUCACGUUAAUUUUGACUCAGUGUUUUGCUUUAUACGUACGGGUAAAAUUAAAUUCAGCUAUUCGAAUAUAUGUGUUUUUUUCACGGUAACGCUAAAUAGAAAAUUUCAGCUUCAAACAUACCAAGCAGACCACGUUCUUCAUGAUGGCCAUCUGAUGCGUGCGUCGGUCUGUACACACAAUAAGUCCGCAGGAGCUCAUGUAUACGCCGGAGGAAGAUCUAAUCCGGGAAUAUCAGUGCGUAUAGGCUAAAAAUAACAUAUUUUUCACUUCCUCUAGACAAAUAAAUAUGGUGUGCGUAAUAGACAUUUUAUAGUAAAAUCUCUUCAACUU